Molecule: messenger RNA, 1355 nt
Organism: Paralichthys olivaceus (Japanese flounder)
Lineage: Eukaryota; Metazoa; Chordata; Actinopteri; Pleuronectiformes; Paralichthyidae
Source: RefSeq, a predicted model, not a curated record
CGCUGCUGGCUGUGUGGUGCGCUCGGAUCAGAAGCUGCGGACGCACACGGACACAUGGACGCACUGUGAUUAUUCCCUCUGAUUUCCUCUUUCUUCCUCUUCUCCGCACCUCCUCUGUCUCUGCGGGGACUUCUCGUGCGGUUUUUUUGGGGGGGGGCUCAUGCGUGGCUGGAGUGUGCGUGUUUCCCACUAGACGAGCACGCACGCUUCCACCGCAGCCUUUGUAUGAGAUGAGGCUGGAUUAGGAUCCGCGGCUGCUCAGCUCUACUGGACGGAGGCUAAUUCAAACUUUGUGGUUCCUCGGGGCAGGGAUGUCUCGGGUGGAUUACACUGCGCCCUGGUGGACCUACUGGCUGCACAAUUUCCCCCACAUCAACCUGAGGUUUCAGCCCAUUGACAACAGCUUCCAGCCCGAGGAGGAGAACUACCAGCAGUCCCUCAUAUUUCUGGCCUGCGUGGUGGCCGCAGGGCUCGGCGUCAACCUCCUCUGUCUCGCCAUCUACUUGAGCUGUUUGUGCUGCUGCCGCAAAGAUGAGGAGGAGGAGAGCAAGAAGACCAACUCCUGCUGCGUCACCUGGUCCGCUGUGGCGGCCGGCCUCAUCACAUGCGUCGCAGUGGGUGUGGGUUUCUAUGGCAACAGUGAGACCAACGACGGGGUGUACCAGUUGACCUACUCCUUAUACAACGCCAAUCACACGCUGGGCGGCGUGGACAGCCUCGUUACCGGCACCAUGGGCAGCAUGAGGAGCGGCCUGCACCAGCACCUCGCCCGGCUGGACGAGAUCUUCGCCACACGCGGUGACUUUGUGCAGACCCUGCAGUUCAUGCAGCAGAUGGCUGACAAUGUGAUCAAACAGCUGCUGGGCCUGCCUGACUGGGAGGAGGCUAAAGUGGACCUGGCAUCCAUCGCUGAUCAAACGGCAAACGUAGAGUACUACAGAUGGCUCACCUACCUGCUGCUCCUCAUCCUGGACCUGAUCAUCUGCCUGCUGGCCUGUCUGGGCCUGGCCAAGCAGUCUCGCUGGCUGCUCACCACGAUGAUGGUGUUCGGAGUGCUGUCGCUGGUCCUGAGCUGGACGUCUCUGGGAGCUGACCUGGCCGCUGCUGUGGGCACGAGUGAUUUCUGCGUGUCCCCCGACAGGUACGUCAUGAGCCAGACAAAGAGCAUCGUCACUGCUGAUAUUGUUCAUUACUACCUUUACUGCAACCAGACGCUCUCCAACCCUUUCCAGCAGCCCCUGACCAUCUUCCAGAGGUCCCUGACCACCAUGCAGAUCCAGAUCCAGAGUCUGCUGCAGUUUGCUGUUCCUCUGUUCCCUACAGCUGAGAGAGACCUGCUGGGCAUCCAGAAUUUG